AUGGAUAGGCAGAAGGGCGGAAGGGCGACGGACCCCUAUGCUCCCCUACUUAUAUGGCCGGCUGAAACAAUUUAUGGGCAGAAUGUGAACGCUAUUACCCAUUUCGACGGGCCCCGCCUGGGGACUGGGGCCUGUGGUGGGGAUACGGAUGUGAGGGGCGCAUUUGCAUUUCAGGCCUUUUGUUUGCUCUGCGCCACAUAUAGUACACACUUGAAGGGCUUUUCUGGCCAAACUCCGGCGGGAGUGAGCGUGUCGACUUUGACACAUAAAGUAGGAACCCAGCCAACCAGCCAGGCGGCCAACCCACACAGAUACCCAGACACGCACCCAUGUAACUGGCAAUUUUCGGUUGCAGGCAAGGCGGGCGCCGGCAAGGGUCGUUCGCCAACACCGACACCCAAUCGCCAGGAUGGUGGGGCAGCCGCUGGCACUGGCGGCGGGGGUGCUGGCGCUGCAGCGGCACCCACAGCAACUGGAGGCGCCGCUGGCGUCGGCAGAUCCACACUACAUGCCAACAAAACGAUACUGAAAACGGUGUCCGUGUUCCUCGCCAGCGGCAAGCGCAACUCGAGCAACCAACAGUCGAAGGCCGCCGCGGCUGCCUUGCAGAACAAACGGCAGCAGCGCCAACGGAGGAUGGACGAGCUGAGCGGCAAGGUGAAUCCCAAGCUGCUGGACAGCCUGCGCAAGAAGACGCGCUUCACCAAGGACGAGCUGGAUGCUCUGUGCCGCAUCUACCGCAAACUGGUGUCCAACUGCCAGUACGCCGCCAAGACGCUGGCCUCCAGCUCCUCGAGUGCAGCAAUUGCCAAGCCGCAUGCCGCUGUGGAGGGCAUCGAUCGCAUUGUGUUCCGCGAGCUGUUGCACAGCACCUUCGACAUCGUCACCGAGGAGAUCCUGAUGGAGCGCAUCUUUUGCAGCUGGGACAAGGCCCACGAGGGAUUGCCCCUGCGCCUCGAGGGUUGGCUCAUCGGGCUUUCGACCUUUCUGCGGGGCACUCCGGCGGAACGGGCCGCCUUCUGCUUUCGGGUCUAUGACCUGAACACGGAUGGUUUCAUCACCAAGGACGAGAUGUUCACGCUGCUGAGGAACUGCCUGAUCAAGCAGCCGCAGGACGAGGAUCCGGACGAGGGCGUCAAGGACCUGGUGGAGAUUGUGCUCAAGAAGUUCGAUCUGGACAAGGAUGGCAAGGUUUCCCUGGAGGACUUCAUGGGCACCGUCACCGCCGAACCGUUGUUAAUCGAGGCCUUUGGCCAGUGCCUGCCCACGGACAGCGCCGUGGUUUCGUUCUUCUCCACGCUGCAGGUGUGAUCUGCAUCUGCUCCUAUAGUACCCUUUAACUUGUUAAA
Drosophila biarmipes is the source of this 1349-nucleotide messenger RNA. RefSeq lists its product as uncharacterized. The coding region runs from base 1 to 1311 and encodes 436 amino acids. Gene Ontology annotation, molecular function: calcium ion binding. The transcript is spliced from 5 exons. Lineage: Eukaryota; Metazoa; Arthropoda; Insecta; Diptera; Drosophilidae. The record is from RefSeq and is a predicted model, not a curated record.